GCCAUUGCGGGCAGGCCCCGCGCUGCGGCCCGCUCCGUCCGCCCCGGCGGCCCCGGGGACAUGGUGCCGGGAUGGCCCGGCCCGCCGAGACCUUCCCGCUGCACCGGCUCGUCUGGCACAACCGGCACCAGGCGCUGGACAGCGCCCUGCGCGCGGGGACGGUGGGAACGGCGCCGGGAGCGGCACCGGGAGCGGCGCCGGGGAGCGGGCACCCCCCCACGCACCGGCACCGGGAACGGGAGCGGCGGGAGGGCAGGCGAUGGCAGGGAGAACGGCGGGGCCCGCAGCGCGGGGCACGACGUGGAGCUGACAGACCCGCGUGGCCGGACGCCCCUGGAGCUGGCCGUGUCCCUGGGCCACCUGGAGUCGGUGCGGGUGCUGCUGCGGCACAACGCCAACGUGGGCCGGGAGAAUGCCAAUGGAUGGACGGUGCUGCAGGAGGCGGUGAGCACGGGGGACCCCGAGAUGGUGCAGCUGGUGCUCCAGUACCGUGACUACCAGCGGGCGACGCGGCGCCUCGCCGGCAUCCCCGAGCUGCUCAGCAAACUGCGGCGGGCAUCCGACUUCUACGUGGAGAUGAAGUGGGAGUUCACAAGCUGGGUGCCCCUGGUGUCCAAGGUGUGUCCCAGCGACGUGUACCGCGUGUGGAAGCGCGGCGAGAGCCUGCGGGUGGACACCACCCUGCUGGGCUUCGAGCACAUGACGUGGCAGCGCGGCCGCCGCAGCUACAUCUUCAAGGGGGAAGACGAGGGGGCCGUGGUGAUGGAGGUGGACCACGACAAGCAGGUGGUGUACACGGAGACGCUGGCGCUGGCCCUGCACGAGCCCGAGCUGCUGCUGGCGGCCAUGCAGCCCACCGAGGAGCACGUGGCCGGCCGGCUCACCUCGCCCAUCGUCUCCACACACCUGGACACCCGGAACAUCGCCUUCGAGAGGAACAAGUCUGGGAUCUGGGGCUGGCGCUCGGAGAAGAUGGAGGUGGUCAGUGGCUACGAGGCCAAGGUGUACAGUGCCAGCAACGUGGAGCUGGUCACCAAGACCAGGACGGAGCAUCUCUCCGACCAGGACAAGUCACGCAGCAAAGGCUCCAAGACCCCCUUCCACUCCUUCCUGGGCAUCGCGCAGCAGCACGGCACCCACAACGGGGCACCCGUCCUGCAGGCUGCCAGCCCCACCAACCCCACGGCCAUCACCCCCGAGGAGUACUUCGACCCCCACUUUGACCUGGAGACCCGCAACAUCGGGCGCCCCAUCGAGAUGUCCAGCAAGGUGCAGAGGUUCAAGGCGACGCUGUGGCUGUGCGAGCAGCACCCGCUGUCGCUGGCGGAGCAGGUGACGCCCAUCAUCGACCUCAUGGCCAUCUCCAAUGCCCACUUCGCCAAACUGCGCGACUUCAUCACCCUCAAGCUGCCCCCUGGCUUCCCCGUCAAGAUCGAGAUCCCCCUGUUCCACGUGCUCAACGCCCGCAUCACCUUCAGCAACCUGUGCGGGUGUGACCAGCCCCUGGGCUCCGUGCGGAUCUGCGCCCCCCAGGAGCCCCCCGGCGCCCACCCCGCUGGCACCCAGCCCUCUGGGCCCAGAGCGUGGCCGUUCCCGUGCGAGGUGGAGGCGGGCGUGUUCGAGGUGCCGGCGGGGUACACGGUGCUGGGCGCGGGGCGCAGCGAGCCCCUGCGGGACGAGGACGACGACCUGCUGCAGUUCGCCAUCCAGCAGAGCCUGCUGGACGCCGGCACCGAGACCGACCAGGUGACAAUCUGGGAGGCGCUGACCAACACCCGCCCCGGCGCGGAGCCGCCGCCCUACGAUGAGGACCUGCAGCUGGAAAGGGCGCUGCAGGAGAGCAUGCUGCUGCAGGCCGGGCCCAGCGCCGAGCCCCCCGCCCCCGGGAGCCCCCCCGGAGCAGGCGGCGGGAGCCCCCCGGGCCCCCCCGGGUACGGCAGCUUCGCGGAGCAGCUGCGCCUGGCCAUGGCGCUGUCGGAGCGGGAGCAGGAGGAGCGGGAGCGGCGGCGGCGUGAGGAGGACGAGGAGCUCCAGCGCAUCCUGCGCCUCUCCCUCACCGAGAAGUAGCGCCCCGGGGCGCUCCACGCCAGCACGGGGACGUCCCACGCAGGGACAGGGGUGUCCCAUGUGGGGUCACCCCACGCACGGACGCAGACGUCCCACGUGGGGACACCCCUUGCAGGGAUAGGGACACCCCAGCCAGGGGACACCCCGGUGCGGGCGCUGUCCCACACCGGGAUGCCCCAGCGCGGGCACAGCCCUGCCUGGGGAGCAGCCGGUGCCGGGAUGGCCCCCCCGUGAUGGGGACCCCCCUGAUGUGGGUACAGCCCCCCACAGGGAUUUGAUCCAGGGAUCCUCCUAGCCCCGGGACCCCCAAUCCAGGGCUCUUCUCCCACCAGGCUCAAACCUCAUCCCAGGGACUCUCACCUGGGGACCGCCCCUCCAGGGAUAGCCCUGUGCCCAGGACCCCCCCCUAGGGAACCCCCUCCUCUUUGGUGUUGUACUGUGACCCCAUGAGGGCAGGACGGGCCCGGGGGUCCCCGUGGGGUGCAGGUGACCCCUGUUUUAAGGCACUGCAGUGUGGGGGGCUGUCGCUGCAGGACACGAAACAACACGACGCGGACACGCUGCUGCUCUCAAGGUAGAAAAGGGAAGUUUAUUUUCUGACUCCAACAUUUAUAGAUUUCCAAAGGUGACAGUGGAUUGGAGGGUGAAAGUGCCACCUUUCCAAUGACGCUGGACAAACCAACAGUCCAUCAAAUUUCUCCUCCUCCAUAAAAGAACGGAAAAUAAUAAGUUGUUUACAUAAAGUGUGAGAGAAAAUUGCUACAAGAAUGUAAACAUCAGAAGACUUAGAAAAUCUUAAAAAAUCUGGGCGACAGGGGGGACUGCUG
Onychostruthus taczanowskii (white-rumped snowfinch) is the source of this 2894-nucleotide messenger RNA. It is a transcript of the gene ANKRD13D, whose product is annotated as ankyrin repeat domain 13D. The record is from RefSeq and is a predicted model, not a curated record. Lineage: Eukaryota; Metazoa; Chordata; Aves; Passeriformes; Passeridae. Bases 61 to 2067 code for a protein of 668 amino acids. Gene Ontology annotation, molecular function: protein binding. Gene Ontology annotation, cellular component: cytoplasm. The transcript has 15 exons.